AUGAUAUCGGCACUUUCCUUAACACAACAUCAAGAAGCAGCUGAUAAUGAAGAGGCAUCAUCACCAACAUCACCAAAUAGUACAAAUAAUCAGUCUUUAUUGGAUCAAUCCACUUUGGAAUCUGAUAAGAAAAAGACAAGAAGAACAAAAACUAAGACAUCUUCAUCUUCUGCUUCAAAUAAGAAUUGUAGAGAUGAUUCUUCCCUGCGAUUAUUAACACGUAAAUUUAUUCAUUUAAUUGCUGAUGCAAAAGAUGGUGUUUUGGAUUUAAAUCAUGCAGCAGAAACACUAAGUGUUCAAAAACGUAGAAUUUAUGAUAUUACCAAUGUAUUAGAAGGAAUAGGAUUAAUUGAAAAGAAAUCUAAGAAUAAUAUUCAAUGGCUAGGUACAGGUAUUGCAGUAAAUGCACCUGAAAAUUGUGAGCAAGUUAAAAUCAUUCAAAAUGAAAUUGCUCAAAUUGAAUAUCAAGAAAGACAAGUUGAUCAAUUAAUUUAUCAUGUACAGGAAUCUCUUAGAUGCUUAAACGAAAGUGAACAAAAUAGAAGAUUAGCAUUCGUUACCUAUGAUGAUGUUUUAGAUAUUUCAACAUUGAAGGAUAGAACUGUUAUUGCUAUUAAAGCUCCUUCAGGUACAACUUUAACAGUUCCUGAUCCUGAUGAAGGUAUGGAAAUGGGAAAGAGAAGAUAUCAAAUAUUUUUGAAAUCACCUGCUGAACCUAUUGAUGUUUAUCUUGUGGAUAGAGAUUCUGAUCAACAACAACAAGCUAAUCAUUCUGGAGAUCCAAUGUUGGAAAAUGUUGUGACGACACCUGUUAAUCAAACAUUUGAAGAAAAACAAGCUAAUCAACAAACUAAUAGUGGUGAUGAUUUUAUGUUUGAAAUGGAAUCUGGUGAAGGUGUAUCUGAUUUGUUCUUAUAA
Molecule: messenger RNA, 918 nt
Organism: Naegleria gruberi
Lineage: Eukaryota; Heterolobosea; Eutetramitea; Acrasida; Naegleriidae
Exons: 1
Coding region: 1-918 (305 amino acids)
Biological process (GO): regulation of transcription by RNA polymerase II
Cellular component (GO): RNA polymerase II transcription regulator complex
Molecular function (GO): RNA polymerase II cis-regulatory region sequence-specific DNA binding; protein dimerization activity; DNA-binding transcription factor activity, RNA polymerase II-specific
Source: RefSeq, a predicted model, not a curated record